AUGACUCAGUCAGCUAAAGGAUCCAAGUAUCGCCUGUCGGUGACAGCAGGCACGGACUAUGACACAGCCACCCAUGAAACAGUCGAGGUCAAUGGCAAGACGCUAUGGCUGGACAGUGAUCGUGCAACCAUUGAUCUCAGUGUCCGAAUCCAGGACUAUACCGGAUAUCCGGAUUCUUCACCAACCUCGAGCCCCUACUUCCAGCAUUCCCUACACACGAACGACCAGUACUCGAUUUCUUUCUCAUUCACCCCAAAGGAAAACAUCAAUGGCAAUGACUUGAUCUUCGGGAACGAUUUUGACAAACCGAUCCGCGACCGUCUACCACCGGGCUUCAACGCGGCCUUGCGCGUGGUGAAAUGGACCCUCGACCCCUCCAUCGAGGGCGACGCAUACGCCGACAAGCCCUAUUUGUUUAGCCCGGCUCUAGCCACAUGGAACCAGUUCCGAAUUGGCGACAAGAACCAGAAGCAGAAGGCUUUGGUGACGAGUGAUUAUGUGGUGGAGGAGGGCGCCGAUGGUCAAGGCACAGAGCGUCGCAGCCAGCUCAAGAUUCCACAGACUGCAGCCGAGCGUAGAAAAUACUUCCAGAACGAGGAUAACCGCAUGGCAUUCGAUUUCGAAGCUGGGAGGACGUACCUGGCUGAUUUUGGCAAUCAGUACCUAUCUUUCAGUGACCUCGCGAUUCACCUGCCGGGUUUUCAUAUCCCUGUGGCAAAUCUGGUUGAUGAGGACAACAACAACAAGCUGCGCUACGUUCUGAAGGAUUCAAAGACAGGUCGCGUGUACCUGGUUGUUCUCUUGUCGCUCGUCAAGCAAGACCCGGAUUCAGAGAACCACCACCAGCAGCAGCAGCAGCAGCAGCAGCAACAGCAACAAGAACAACAACAGAGUCAGGAAUGA
Molecule: messenger RNA, 903 nt
Organism: Penicillium canariense
Lineage: Eukaryota; Fungi; Ascomycota; Eurotiomycetes; Eurotiales; Aspergillaceae
Product: DUF1769 domain-containing protein
Exons: 3
Coding region: 1-903 (300 amino acids)
Source: RefSeq, a predicted model, not a curated record